This is a messenger RNA of Cooperia oncophora, 498 nucleotides long. The record is from the annotation of a GenBank genome assembly. Lineage: Eukaryota; Metazoa; Nematoda; Chromadorea; Rhabditida; Trichostrongylidae.
CUAAUUUUGAAUGGCUAUUUCGACCAACCUAUUUAUAUUUCUAUAAAAUCAUUUUACAGUGCUGCUGGAGAUCCAGAUAUAACCAUUCUCACGGACGCCUUGGUAACUCACGACGGGCAUGUCUUUUGGCAGCCGCCAGCGAUCUAUAAGUCCUUCUGUCCAAUCGAUGUCACUUGGUUCCCAUAUGAUUCACAAAGAUGUGAGAUGAAGUUCGGUACGUGGACCUACACAGGACGAUAUGUAGAUUUGAAGCAGCUGCCAAAAGGUAUAGAAGAUGUUGUGACCGUUCAAAUGGAGAGUAACGACGUAGAAUAUAUGCAACAGGGAAUGGACUUGAGUUUCUUCUACAGGUACUUUCUGUUGAUUGCUUACCACUCACAUCGCCGGAUGAGGCAACGCCACAAAUUCCGUAGCCCGGCUUUGCCAUCCAAGCGCGCAUAUCUUCUUUUUUUAUGCUGGAAUCGGUGGCAAUUAAUGGUCACUAAUAGGGACCAGUGA